GUACCCACGGGCGUCCAGACAGCAUGUGGUCGACAAGGACAAUCCCGCUCUCUCUUUCUUUCCGUCCAUGUACAAGACUACUGCAGCAUGCAGAGCACCGCGCUCGCGGCUUUGCUACUGCGACCACAUCCUCCGCCUCAUCACCAUCACCAUCACCGUCCGAACUUGAGCCUAACACACACUAUCGCAUCACGCUACGACGCUCGGCAAUUUCCCUGCCAGUGCGGUACAAGGGUACACUGGUCGCGCUUGGUCUUCACCGACGAAUGCAGACGGUCUACCAUCGGCAUACCCCCGACAUUGCCGGCAAGAUCCUGCGUGUGAAGGAGCUCGUGCAGGUUGAAAAUGUGCCUGCGUCUGCGGUGAGGAACAAGACAGAGCAAAGAAGGGAGCGGAAAGCGCCAAGGGGUUAUGCCGUCGUGGGGUCGGGAUUGGAGCUGGAUCUAUGACAUGGACUAGCUGCUGCGAGGUUUUCAGAUCACAGAGAACACGUCUGUUGAAAACAGGGGAUAGCAGGUUCUGGAUUUUGUCACGGCCCAGGUCUGCCGGCAGGCUGAAUCCCGCAGAGCCAGAGGAGUGUUUUCCGAGUCAGGCCUUACUUGCUAUAUAUCCAACAGCGUGUAAUAAUGCACAACCACUGAGGCUCA
Molecule: messenger RNA, 647 nt
Organism: Postia placenta MAD-698-R-SB12
Lineage: Eukaryota; Fungi; Basidiomycota; Agaricomycetes; Polyporales; Adustoporiaceae
Exons: 2
Coding region: 24-449 (141 amino acids)
Biological process (GO): translation
Cellular component (GO): large ribosomal subunit; mitochondrion
Molecular function (GO): structural constituent of ribosome
Source: RefSeq, a predicted model, not a curated record